AUGCCUGGUAAAAGGCAACGAAGUUGUCGAUCUACAGAAGGUAGACAACGUGACAAGGCAAGAAGAACAAAACGUCGAAUAACGGCAGCCAGAGAGAGAGACGAAGCAAUUCGAAUCCAGCUAGCUAAUUUGGAAGAGCAAGAGAACUUCAACUCGAGUCACGGCUCCGACUCAGACCAAAUCGACGAAACACCACGCUUAGCCAUUGACUCGCUCAUUCCAGCUGCAUCUCCACGCCAUCCCUCAUCGCAAAACCACCUUCUUGAACAGCACGAGGAGCAGUCAAUCACCCCACUACCAAAUUUAUCAUCAUUGAACGAGCGUUCGGUCGUUUACCGGCCUGAAUCUCCCCCCUCUUCCACAUCAACCCCGGAGCGUUCGGUCAUUUACCGGCCUGAAUCUCCUGUCUCAUCAACCUCCGAUCGCUCGGUCGUUUGCCGGCCCGAAUCAUCACCCCACUAUUUUUUCUCCUCGACGCCGGAGCGUUCGGUCGUUUACCGGCCUGAAUCGCCGAGCCCAUUGCUCUCACUCAUUCGUCCGGCGCAACAGUAUUCGGCCGUACAACUGCCAGAAUUACUAGCUAGCUUAACCCCCACUCCAACUCACGAGAAAACGCCAGAGAAGAAAUCACUCGAACGACAGGCGAGAGAGGUGUCCCGAUCCAUAGAGAGGCCCCGCACAGUCACUCCCGCUAUUUCAAAGGCGCCCAUCAUAAAUCCACCUCAUUCCGAACCACAGCCCAGUCAAACCUGGGAGAUUCUCACCACACCAAACCCAAGCAACCCUUUCUGGCAAAAUCAAGAAACCGUCAGUAGUUCAGCCGCCACGACAGUAGCCACUUCCAGCAAUCAAGCCACCGUGGUCCAACGACCACUCGCAACUACCCCUGCAAUUACAGACCAUCUCACCGUAAACAGCGACAAUACAGUUCCUCCGAUCCCGACAGCAACAACUAUGGCGACCCCGAAUCCGACGGCUCCAAGGACAACCGCCGUAUCACUUAAUCAGCCAGUUCCAUCCACCGCUGCAUUACCCCGUGAUAACACGGCUCGUCCAUCCGUAACCAUCCCGACCGUCUCCAACCAACAAGUACAGCCAAUCUCAAAUGUCAACGUUACUUCAACGGUUCAAUCUACUCAAGCUCCAGCUACUCCCUAUAAUCAUACUAUAGUCACCGGACCGCCUGCAACGACAAGAUCGACCCCAGUGACUCAGCACAACGUUACGUUCACAACCGAGACAAACUUCCACCGUCCGCGGCCAUCAACGACGACAGUAACGUCCGUCAAUCAGCCAAAUUACUUUCCAAACACACAAACAGUACCGACCGCAUCAUCGGCCGGCUAUUUUACAAUCACGGGCGGUUCAAAUUACACCACGCAGCCAAGCCCUAGAACUUUCUUUUCAUUGCCUGACGGCAAACCAGCAUCGUAUGGUUUCCAACAACCUGAUAUGUGGAUCACUAAUUUAGGCGUGCCGGACUUCAACCAGCCUGCUCCGCAUUCAGCUCCCCCCAGAGCGCCACAAAUGUCGAUCCAGACGUUUUCUGGCGACCCGCAAGAUUGGCCGUCCUUUAUCGCGGGCUUCAAGAUACUUAUACAUGAUGCUUGUACUUCGGAUGCAGAACGCCUUUAUCAUCUACGCAAUAGCUUACGCCAUGACGUUCGUGACCGUAUCGGUGAUGCACUUUUACACCCAGGCCUCUACCCACAUGCCCUGAAGGAACUUCAUCGAAAAUACGGCAACCCCCAAUUAGUAGCCCAGGCUUGUAACGAAAAACUAAUGGCGCUCUCGGCCUUUAAAGAAGACGAUUACAAAGCACUGCAAAAGUUCAGCGCCAAGGUACGAGGGGUAGUGUGCACGCUGAAGUACGGCGGCUACGAGUCUCAACUGGGAUGCUAUGCCAUUAUCCAACAACUUGCUGCUAAACUUCCCAUCAGCCUCCGCAAGAGUUGGGGAAAGAAGAGCUGGAGUCUCCAGCCGAGACUCCCCACGCUUGUCGACUUUGACGAUUGGCUAGACGAGUUGUACAUGGAAGAAUCGAGAACACAAACAUCGGCACCAAGAGACAGUAGCAGAGACAAACAGUAUCGUGACCGUCACGCUGUCUUCAAUAUAUCCCCCGAUGAAACAAACGCAGCAAAUGGCUGUCCAGCAGGAUGUAAAGAAUCCCAUCAACUCGAUCACUGCCAACGCUUCAAGGGCUUAUCCCCAGAAAAACGAGCCCAGCUCAUCAAAGGAAAAAGACUCUGCUUUCGUUGUUUAAAGGGAGGCCAUCGAAGUAUCGAAUGCGGCCAAGACAAAAACUGUCCGAUUGAAGGCUGUAAAUACCGGCAUCACGUCCUCCUCCAUGGCGCCCCAGUCAUGUGGCGAUCUAACCCAAGACAGCACCAACAACGAAGCAGAGACAGCUAUACAAUAUCCCAGUUUUGUGGCUUCACCUACCCAAUCGACGAUUAUACCUUCCUACCGAUAGUUCCAAUCAUUGUACGCGCCAACGGAAAAGGAAUUCAAGACCUAUGGACUUCUCGACCGCGGUAG
Messenger RNA from Daphnia magna, 2541 nucleotides. RefSeq lists its product as uncharacterized. NCBI's taxonomy places the organism in Eukaryota, Metazoa, Arthropoda, Branchiopoda, Diplostraca, Daphniidae. The record is from RefSeq and is a predicted model, not a curated record. The coding region runs from base 1 to 2541 and encodes 846 amino acids. The transcript is spliced from 3 exons.